Molecule: messenger RNA, 656 nt
Organism: Notothenia coriiceps (black rockcod)
Lineage: Eukaryota; Metazoa; Chordata; Actinopteri; Perciformes; Nototheniidae
Product: probable phospholipid-transporting ATPase VA
Exons: 2
Coding region: 2-643 (213 amino acids)
Source: RefSeq, a predicted model, not a curated record
GAUGAACUGGCUCUGCAUCUGCUUCAGCAUCUCGUUGUUCUUCACCGUGGCGCUGUGCUACAACGCCUCCUGCCCCACCUGCUACUCCCCCUCCAACCCUUACUGGAGCAUGCAGCGCCUGCUGCAGGACCCCCUGUUCUACCUGCUGUGUGUGAUCACACCUGCAGCCGCUCUACUGCCCAGAUAUUUCUACAGGGCGUGUCAGGGCACGCUGUUCCCCAGCCCGGUGCAGGUCGGCAGGCAGUUGGAUAAACUCCCCUACGAAACCCGGAGAAACAUCCUGAGCCUCAGCGGGGUCAAGGCGGGGUCGCCACUCGGCCCUAAGCCUCACUUCCUGUCACUCGGCAAGACUUCAUUUAGCAAUAAAAAGCAGCAGCAGCAGAGGAGCGGGCCGGUGUUGCACACAGACAGUGAGAAGGAGCUCCCCUCUGCAGAUAAAGACACUCUGCCUUAUACCAAAGACGCUGCUCCUCCUGCCUCCAAAGACUGCCUGGAUCAGACUUUAGAUGCUUCCUCCUGGAUCACCUCCACGCCGCUGCUCUCCCCGUCAGACGGCAUUCAGUUUCCCCCCGACGGAGACUCGUUCUGCGUCAAAUACUCGAGGAACUCGGAGGAGAGACUGAAGUCCGAUCAAACCUCCUGAUGUCUUAAAGAUG